Molecule: messenger RNA, 432 nt
Organism: Tremella mesenterica DSM 1558
Lineage: Eukaryota; Fungi; Basidiomycota; Tremellomycetes; Tremellales; Tremellaceae
Exons: 4
Coding region: 1-432 (143 amino acids)
Source: RefSeq, a predicted model, not a curated record
AUGUCCUCGUUACUUACCCCUUACCUUCCUUUCGUUAGGUCAAUGACGACGCACGGAAUCAUUUCCACGUGGUCCGUUUCGUCUUACAAAACCUCUGGAUCUCUGCUUUGUCCGCUUUCUCCUCGACUCUCGGACAUCGGUCAUCUUCCAUACAUCUCCAAUGACAGCGGAUAUGGCGAGGAAACCAUCGGCUUUUCAUAUGGACAGCUUGUCAAUGCCGUUGGAGUGGAAAGAAGCUCAAUUGAUAAUGCCCAAUCUUUGGUUGGGACCAUUUCAAGCAUCUACAAAUCUGGGGAAAAUGACAAGUAUGGGAAUAACACAUCUCAAGUUGGAUUACAUUACCUGACUUCCCAUAAGCCAGGCCUCAGUCAGUCUCAAGGGCCACGGGGUGCAGUAGACUUGAGCUGGUUAAAAAUAUAUGUCUAUGUUUGA